AUGGACAAUGAAAAAUUGACAGCAACUACUGUUGGUGAGCGAGCAAUGAUGACUGCUACCGAUCGUAAUGCUGUGCUGUCCCUACCUUUUCGUCGGAUUCUACAAAAUUUUCUUGUGAUCUGGCUUGACGCCAAUUUUGAUGAAUCAAAAGAUAAUUAUAAAAAAUCAAUACAACAUCUACAAUGUAUUGUAGCAACAAUUACAACAUUCACAGACGCUGACCAAUGUAUUGAAUUUCUCACUGGUAUUCAAAAUGAAAAAGUAUUCAUGAUUGUGUCUGGUACACUGGAACAAAAUAUAAUACCAGAAAUUCAAGCAUGCCCACAAUUAGAAUCCAUUUAUGUUUUUUGUGACAAUCCUUCGAUUCAUGAACCAUGGGCUAAAGCAAUAUCUAAAGUAAAAGGUGUCUACACAGAAAUUGAAUCGAUUUGUGAGGCAUUAAAAAUUGCUUGUGAGCAUUGUGAUCGAGCUCUGAUUCCGAUCAGUUAUCAUGGCAUCGAUGUGUUGUUUAUGUACACGCAAUUGCUUAAAGAAACAUUUUUGGAAAUUGAAGAUGACGACGAUGAAUCAGUUAAAGCAUUUGUUGACUAUUGUCGUCUUCAAAGUGAUGUUACUAAAAAGGAUGUUGAUAAGAUCGAACAAGAAUAUCAUAACCAUAAACCAAUAUGGUGGUACACGGCUCCAUAUUUUAUAUACUCAAUGCUCAAUCGUGGUCUACGAUUAAUGGACGUUGAUAUUAUACUCAAAAUGGGUUUCUUUAUUCGAGACUUACAUCAGAAUAUAAAAAAUCUACAUUGUGAACAACAAUCCACCAACCCAACGACGAAUACUACAUUCCAAGUUUUUCGAGGUCAAAGUUUAUCUAUAGAAAACUUUGAGAAAAUGAAAAGAACAGAAGGUGGUCUGAUGUCUUUCAAUAAUUUUCUCUCAACGAGUCGCAAUCGCACUUUCUCCCUGGAAAUUUUUGCACGGCCAGUAGCACUCAACAAUGAUGCUCAUUCAGUUGGUAUACUCUUUGUUAUGACCGUCGAUCCUAUACUAUGCACAACAUCAUCGAUUUCUUUUGGCGACGUGAGAAACGUUGGCUUCUUCGACGAUCAAGAGGAAGAAAUUCUUUUUUCAUCACACACAAUUUUUCGUAUUGAUCGAAUUGAACGAAUCCACGACGAUCAUACUGAUCGACUAUGGCAAGUUGAUCUAACCCUAAUGGAUAACGACAAUAAUGACCUUCAUACACUCACAGAAAGCAUACGCGAGGAGCUCAGUUGGACAACAGGAUGGUCUCGACUGGGUCAUAUACUUAAGAAUGUGGGCGAGUUUGCAAAAGCAGAACAACUGUACCGGAUCCUUCUCGAGAAGGCAUCUUCCGAUGAAGAUAGAGCGAACUACAAUGACCAACUUGGUCAGAUGUAUUAUUAUAUGGGCGAGUAUUCAAAAGCACAUUCCUCGUACGAACAAGCACUUGAAAUCCGGCAAUUAGCUUUCCCUUCCGAUGAUCCGGAUUUAGCUACAUCCUACAACAACAUCGGCGCUCUGUAUUUUAACAUGGGCGAGUACUCGCUAGCACUUUCAUCUUACGAACGAGCACUUGAAAUCCUAAAAAUAACUUUCUCUCCAGAUCACCUCUCAUUAGCUGCUCCCUAUGGCAACAUCGGUAAUGUAUAUUAUUACAUGGGCGAGUCCUCCAAAGCACUUUCAUCUUACGAACGGUCACUCGAAAUUCAAAACAAAGCUCUCCCCUCAAAUCAUCCCGACUUAGCUAGUAUCUACGAAUGCAUCGGCAAUGUGUAUGAUAAUAUGAGCGAGUACUCAAAAGCACUUUCAUCGUACGAACGAUCACUUGAAAUUAGAAAAAUAGCUCUCCCUCCGAAGCAUCCCAAGUUGGCUACUUCCUACAGCAACAUUGGCGUGGUGUAUUAUCAUAUGGGCGAGUACUCAAAAGCACUUUCAUCGUACGAGCGAUCACUUGA
Molecule: messenger RNA, 1970 nt
Organism: Rotaria sp. Silwood1
Lineage: Eukaryota; Metazoa; Rotifera; Eurotatoria; Philodinida; Philodinidae
Source: the annotation of a GenBank genome assembly